AUGACUGUUAAUCAAACGUUGCCUUCAAAUGAAGACUUAAUUGAAUUUUAUGUUGAUAUCUCACAACAAUUAAAUCGUUAUUUAUCGAUUAUUAUUCUGACUUUUGGUGUUAUUGGAAAUAUAUUCAAUUCGAUCGUAUUAUCUCAACGCAUCUUUCGACGAAAUCCAUGUGCAUAUCUUUUUCUUAUUUCAUCAAUUAUUGAUUUCAUUUCGUUAGUAUUCGGUGUGACAACACGUAUUUUAUCUGGUUGGAAUAUCGAUCCCACGCGUACUCAUGAUUGGAUUUGUAAACUACGAGCUUUUAUUGUAUUUAGUUCGAGAACUGGAGCAAUUUGGUUGAUUAUGUUGGCAACACUGGAUCGAUGGUUAUUAUCGUCGCGAAAUUUCCGCUAUCGACAGUUGAGUUCAAUUAAAAAUGCGCAGAAAGGCAUUGUUAUCAGUUUCAUUGUAUCUAUACUGUUUUAUAUUCAUAUGUUCUAUUGUUAUCAAGCAAAUAUUGUCAAUGGGCCAUUGGCGUGUUACGGAAAAGAUAAGAUUUGUUGUUUUAUAACUGAUUUAACAUACGCACUGAUGACGAUCCUAACUCCAUUGUUUUUCAUGAUACUAUUCGGUUUAUUGACAAUAUCAAAUGUGCACCAAAUUCGAAAACGAAUCGAAAAGAAUGCCACUGUGAUGAUGACUAUAACCCGACCAAGGACCAACGUAAAACGUCGAAAAUGUACAAGAAAAAAGACGGAUUUACAUUUAUUACGAAUGUUGUUUGUACAAAUUCUUCUCCUAACAAUCUUUUGUAUUCCACAGGCGGUACACAAAUUUUACUUGACAUUUCAUUUGGUCUCCGAUGACAAUAACAUCGAAAUCACUAGCGCUCAAUUCCUGUACAACAUCGAAGUGUUACUCGCGUUUGUCACCAGCGGUAUGCCGUUUUACAUUUAUACAUUGUCAAGUGGGAGUGUAUUUCGGAGAACAUUUGCCGAUUUAUUACAUAAAUCAAUACGAACACUUGCACAGAUGUUCGUGCCGAAUUGA
Molecule: messenger RNA, 1029 nt
Organism: Adineta ricciae
Lineage: Eukaryota; Metazoa; Rotifera; Eurotatoria; Adinetida; Adinetidae
Source: the annotation of a GenBank genome assembly